Paramuricea clavata is the source of this 10781-nucleotide messenger RNA. Lineage: Eukaryota; Metazoa; Cnidaria; Anthozoa; Malacalcyonacea; Plexauridae. The record is from the annotation of a GenBank genome assembly.
AUGGUUGAAUGUGAAUAUAUUUCCAGAUGGGUGGUUGGGUUUCGGUUUUAUGAUAAUAGUGGUUGUGAUAAUUAUUUUAUAAGCUCAAUAGCUGAUCUUUUCAACUUUUGGAGCAAACUUAUUCAAAAUAAAUAAAGUUCUAAUCGAUACUGAUGUUACGGUGAUAAUGAUUGAACUGAUGGUAUUCAAAGUAUCUACUUAUUUGUAUUUAGGUUCACACCAGAGUCCAUCCGUUGGUACUUAACGCAUAAUAAAAUCGGGAAAGCUGAGGAAAGCUUGCGACAAAUAGCUAAAGCGAAUAAGAAGGACUAUCUUGAAGGAAGUUUAAAGAUACCAACCGUGCCAAAGAAAAACUUAAGUUGUUUAGCUUUGUUCUCGAGUUGGUCUGUGACAAUUAAUGUUCUUAUUCAAGGUUUUGUAUGGUAAGGACAAAAGGACGAAACCCAGGCCCCCCGACCCCCGGGAUAGGGCGGGGAAAUUAACAUUUUGACAAUGUUAAAUUUUGGAAAUUUCCCCGCUACCGGAAGAAUAUUGACUGUUAAAGUUACUGCCUCUAUUGCCCCGGCACUUUGCGAAUUUUCAUGUCUUGGGAAAUGGGAAAUCGUUGAAGAAUAAAAUGUUCACAACAUGUGAAGGCAAUCAGUCUUGAUCUUAAACUUUGAUCCGCAUCAAAAGAUACUGAAUAAUCUACGUUUCGAGUAUCUUGCAGUCAUCAUCAGGAAUAUAUAAAAAGUGAAAAUAUAUUCCCUUUUUUUAAGAAAAACCAUGAGGAAACAAUUCUCUGAUUUCGAAGAUUCCGCCAUGUUCGGCACGAGGAUAAAAUCGUUCCAGUCCACUUUCAUAUCAGCCGCGCGUUAAAGUCCCGGCUAUUGUCCCGGCUAAUAAAUUGAUUUGUUAUUUACCCUGUACCCCGGAGGGAAGUGGUGCAUUAAGACCGCGUUAAUCCACGGCCAUUCCCCCGUUAAUUCCCCACCUUGUCCCGGGGUCGGGGGGCCGGGGUUUCAAUUGACUAGUGCAUAAUAGUCUAAAACAAAACGUUUUCAUGUUUUCUUGUCUGCUUUGAAUUACGUAGAUUCGGAUGCAGACAAGAGAUGAUGAAAGCGGCCUACGGAUAGCUAUAGGUGUUGACUGAAUAAUUCAGUUUUAACCACAUAUAUAAUUAUUCUAAGAAUUGUUAAAUAGUUUUAUAAUAUAGCAUUUGCAAAUUCUGAACGCUGAUUGGCUAAGAGCAGUGUUGAUAUAACUCAAUAGAGACCUUACGAUUUUAGGACGGCAACCGCGACGGCAACGGCUACCAAUACAAUAGAUCAUUGAGACGAAUUGAGUAACUACAAUAAAUGAAUAAUUUAGACAUUGUCCUCGCUCUGUUUACAACGCCAAAUCACAGAUUUUCACGUGUUGAUACAACGGCUGCAUUCCAAGCCACAACAAGUGCAACUUCAAACGGUGUUUAGCACAACUCUUCCCAACCAUAAAAUCCAUGUUUUCAACUUCUAAGACUGUAUUAAAUUCAUACGAUUGAUAAUAUACGACAAACUAUCGACUACCAUCUAUUUGAAGGUCUCCAAAACUGUUUAGACUCCCUCAAUGAAUGGAGCAAAAAAUGGGUAAUGAAUAUUAAUUUGAAAAAAACUAAAGUUAUGACUCUACAAAAACAUAACUCUAAACUACAAUCACUCGACUUUUUCUUGGGAGAUAAACGUAUUGAUAUUACAAACGAAUACACUUAUCUCGGUCUAAAACUAACUCCUAACACUAAAUUUUCAGUUGCGACUCAACAACUGAGUGAAAAGGCUAUGCAUGCCUUAUUUAAAAUACGAAAAAAUCUUGAUUUUCAGAAACUUACACCAAAACUUGCCAUAAAAAUCUUUGAUGGCAUAGUCUCUCCAAUCUUGCUUUAUAAUUCUGAGGUUUGGGGAGCCUAUGGUAACAACGAUUUUACUAAAUGGGACAAAACUAGUACUGAGAAAACACAUCUGACAUUUUGCAAACUCUAUUUAGGUGUGAACAGAAAAGCGAGCAAUAUCGCUAGUAGGGGUGAAUUAGGUAAAUUCCCUCUAUUAAUACCCAUAUUCAAAAGAUUAUUUUCUUACAUUAACCACCUUAGUCAAUUACCAGAUACAAGUAUAGCGAAACAAACUUUUUACCUAUCAAAAAGACUUUACUCAAACGGUAAAGAUUCAUUCUAUUUUAAUGCUGCAAGCAUUAUUAAAAAGUUUCAUCCCAAUAUCGAAGAUACAAUAGAUAUUGAAAAAUUUGUCCAGGAUACAAACAUAAACGAUUUUGUAAAAACCAUUAAAGAUAACUACACAUCAUUUUGGAAACAUCAAAUUAAAAACUCUAGUAAAUUGUCAUUUUAUUCUACAUUUAAAAAACACUGUAACUUAGAAGAAUAUCUAAAUAUCAUUAAAGACCCUAACCAAAGAAGACUGUUCUCAAAAUUUCGUAUAAGUAAUCAUAGAUUAGAAAUCGAGUUCGGUCGUUAUAGCGAUGUACCUCGACAGGAGAGACUGUGUAAAUACUGCGAUAAACUUGCAGUUGAAGACGAAUUUCAUUUCUCAUUUGAAUGUGAAAAAUACCAGAAUUUGCGAAAUAACUCGCGCAACAUCCUAAACAACUAUUUCCAAAUGAGCAUCACUGAUGAAUUAAAGAGAAAAUUAUUAAGUGAUCUUAUGUCAUUGAAUGACCCUGUGAUAACAGGUCUAUUUUCGGAACAUAUUUCGAAAUGUUUUUAUAUCAGAGACAACAGCCCUUAAACCAGAAGUCACAAGUGUCUAUAUAUUAUCUAACUUUCCUUUCCCUUUUUCUAUAUUCACUCUUUCUAAUCCUUUCUUAAAUUUUGAUAUUUGUUCUGUCAUAUAUCCUUCCUAUUUGGUAUAUUAUACAUGUAAAUAGCAGUAUAUUGUUUUCCGUUAGUUAAAGUAGUUUUUAUACCAGUUAACUCUUAUAUAUUUUCCAUUACGCCUAGCAAUACCUGUAAUUAGGUCAUGCAAAUAAAGCUUAUUAAUAAUAAUACGAAGGAGUUUGUUUUGGCCGUCGCCGUCGCGGUUGCCGUUCUAAAAUCGUAAGUCAACACGGAAACGUCGGAAAAUUUAUUUUUGGCUUUAUAUAUUUCUUUGUGCUAUAUUAUAAAACAAAUAUAAAACAUUUUUUCCGUAUUGAUAUAUAGUUAUAUCUGAACACUCGUGGAAAUUGAGAAAACUCGAAAUUGUGUGAAAACACUCCGCCCUUCAGGCGUCGUGUUUCCACACAAUUUCUCGUUUUCCCAAUUUCCACUCGUGUUGAUAUAACUGUAUAUCAACACUGAAAAUGCCGGUUUUAUAUUUGUUAAAUAAGUCACGGUUCAUUAGGUACUAGCUGAACUAUAGUAGACAUAAUUAACUGAAGAUUAUUCUUUCUCAAGAGAGUAUCCUACCUUAUAUUGUUUUGUAAUUAAUCGACAGUACGUGCAGCAAAUGGAUAUUUCUUUUUCACUGUCCCAUGGAAACUUACAUAUUUCAUAUUGAGUAUCCAUGCACAGUAUUUGACUACAAGGACUUAAUAGUAAUUUAAUAUAAUUAGUUCUCUUCAUUUGGUAUCUCAAGGUUCGUUAUUGGAAUGGGAUACUUUGGAGCGUCAUAUGGUGCAAGCGAUCUUGGUGGCAGCAUGUACCUCAAUUUUGUCGUCAUCAGUCUCGUUGAGUUUCCCGCAAAUGCUCUGGCUAUUGAUAACCUAGAAAGGUACAACUUAUACUCGCUUAAGUAUCUGGAUGUAUACACCCGCUUCAAAAUUCCCUACAUAUGUAGCUAUUACAGCAGUUUCAAGGGAUAAGCACACACCUUAUACAAAAAGGUCGAGAGCAAUUAUAGUUAAUUUUGACAUUUAGGCACGGUAACUAAUUAAUUCAACAAAAGAAACGCCAUAAACGGAACAAAGCUCGGCUAUUUAUAGAAUAAUAAGUCGUUAAAAAUAUGUACUUAUUUCUCAAUUUAAGCACAAUUUUCUAUCAACUAUUUAGGGGCGGAUCAUUCGAUUUUGAGGGGAGGGGGCGGGGGUGUUGGAAGAUUUUGAAAAAAAAAUUUGCAGACUGAGAUACAAAGUCAUACCUUUCCCAUACCGAGAAAGUUCGAAAAAAUAAUAUCGUAGUAUCGUACAGGGUCUGUGUGGUUAAGAAAAAAUCUUGCAAGUUUAUUAUUUUGUUAACUGAACUGUAUACAUGCAAGCCCACAAUACCAAUUCAAUCGCUCAUCCUUUGGUAAUAACAGAAUAUUAAAGAAAAUAUUUUCUAUUUUAAAAGAAUGUAACUCUACUUCAGUGACGUAGCUAGAGGAGGACACCCAUGGCAAAAUUAUUGCUCCUCGCUGGGAAAAUUCAUGGUUAAAACACCAACCGAGGGCUUUUUCCUUGGUUAAAACACGCGCGCUAACUUUCUUUACUCAAAUUUUUCUGUGUUUGGAAAUGUCAAAUCUCGCGUCCUGUUGGCUCCAUUUGUAGUCUCUUGAGUCUUGAUCGAAGGUGUUCCGCAACGAUUAACGUGCAUUCAACAACUAAGGAGAAUUUGGUAAAUUAACCUACCAUUAUUCGGGGCAUUCCUCUUUGAUUAUCAAAAUAACAACAAGCAAGUUGGUCGUGCAGGGUUUUACUUUAUUGGCAAACCACGUCACAAGGCAAACUUAGUAAGUAGGUUAAUGUGUCGCUGAGUGGUUGAUUGUGAAUAUUUUACUCCUUAUAUACACCGUUGUUAUACCUUUUGUUCAAUUUAACGUUUGUCGUAUUUGCAGUUUUACAAUUAAACAAAACUUAUUGGGGGAGCCUGUACGUAGAGUACUUUUGUUUCAUUCUUUUCAGUUUUCAUCUUGUUUGAGGUGCCCCCAUCCCUGAUCCCCCCCCUGGUGGGAAAUCUGGCUACGCCACUGCUCUACUUAAUAUAUAAACAACUUCAGCUAUCAGCUUUAUGCUCUGACGUUUUUUUCAAACCACCAUUAUGCUUGAAAGAUCCGUGGCAAUGGUUCGUGGUUGAUAGUAUCAUGGCCUGCAAGAGAAGAACUACCCGGGAACAGCUCCCUCACACGUCUGGGAAAGGGAUUCCUUCCCAUUGGUUUUUUUAUCUAAAAAAGUUGUAUACAUGAUAUUAGGAGCUGCUCCGAGUGACAAACCAUACAAGUAGAGAAAACUCUACUUGGCUGGGAUCCGAACCCACGUCCUUCGGUUUCCGAGGCCAAUGCUGAGCUAGAGGUCAAGUUGGGAGCAUAGUUCAGUAAUUUUAGCUCAUUUUAGGCCAAGGUUGGAAAACAAAUAGUAAAAAGCUAAAAAUUGCAGAGUUGUUAACGAGUCCUAUGUUGCAAGUCCAAGUCAAGUCACAAGUCAUUUGGUCUGAGUUCAAGUCAAGUCAAAAGUCAUUUUGUCUAAAUCCAAGUCAAGUCAAGUUAGAAGUCAUUCCGAGUGGCAAGUCAAUUCAAGUCAAGUCACAAGUCAUCAGUAUCGCCACAUGUGGCCGUGUUUUCCCACGCAAAACGGCAAAAUAUGCAAAUAUGGCGUCGUUAUUUUAUGUCAGAAAUUUUACCACGAAAUCGCGAAAAAAACGCUUUGUCAGAAAAUACGCCGGCACAAAUUCUGUCGAUGCCAGUGAUAUGUACUAAGGUCGUUGCCCAAAUUUUACAACACGACAAUCGUCGAUCGAUCGAUCAACACAAAGAUUUUGGAAAACUUGAUUUUCACUAGAUAUUUACGUUUGACUUGCGUUGGUAACAAGUCAUUUCUUGCAAGUCCAAGUCAAGUCACAACUCACAAGUCAUUUUGUCCAAGUCAGGUCACAAGUCAUCAAUCUCUUUAACAAGUCAAGUCACAAGUCACAAAAAUUGCGACUCGAGUCCGACUCUAUAACAAACAUACUUGCAGGUUCGGUGAGUCCGGGAUUGGACGCACCGAGGCCGAGUUCCAGCCACCCGAGGUGCGUCCAAUCCCGGAUUCACCGAACCUGCAAGUAUGUUUGGUUUUUAUCACAUGCCAUUUCGGUAAAAUACUAAAAAAUACUGAAGAAUUUUAUACGCAUUUUACUUUUUAAUAUAUACUUUCGUGUUUGGAUAACGAACAUUUUAGCCACCAAUAUACUACGCAAACAAACAAACUUAGGCUUAAAUUAAAGCUAAAAAAAAUUCUCUAUAAUACUUCCUUAUUCUUGAAAAGAGAAAGUGAACACAUUCUGCGAAAACAAUGCCAAGAUUUAUAUAAACCUGCUCGUGCCGAACAAAUUUCGGCGGCCAUCUUUCUUUUUUUCCACUUUGAAUACAGAAUAUUUCAUUUUCAUCACACAAAAUAAAAAAAAUAAUAAUUAUAAAACAAUUAAAAACAGUUAAUUUAUUGUUUCAUUUAAAUCUUCAUCUGAAAUUUGUUUAAAUUGCUUCAUAAUGGCCGCCGCCAAAACAUCGAUCUCGAACCCACCCCCUAAACUUACGUCAGCAGGUGGGUUCGAGAUUGAACGCACCUCCUCGUAUAUGAGAUAAGAGUCCAAGUCACAUGACUCGAGUCUACAGCUCUGAAAAAUUGUUAGAUGCAUUCAUUUAACUAUCCUGAACAAUAUACUAAAAGUCCCCAUGUAUCCUCGUGGAGCUUUUUCUAUUAUGACAAGGUCUUUUUCGCAGUUCCCUACUACUCCCAUAUUGUUAAAAAACGUGAAAUUUCAAGUUGACUCGUAAUAAAAAUUACUCGCAUCACUAGAAAGCUCAUAAAAACUACAUUUUAGACAUUUAAACAGUCACCUAAAUUUUUCAAGCGGUUUUCGAUUUAUUGCUGUUCCAAAUGUGAAAAAUAGGCCAAAAUCUGGCAAAAAUCCUGGGUACUAGUCUGACAACACGUUUCCAACAGCUCAAAACUCAAGAAGAACUUGCAAAAUCAAGGUAGCCGUUUAAAUGUCUUAUAUGUAGUUUUUUGUAAGUUUUCUAAUGAUGUAACUUAUCGUUCCUAUAAAUGAAUCUCAAAUUUCACUUUUUUAAUAAUAUAUAGGAGUUCAAUAGGGAAAUCGAACAAAAAACUUGUCAUAAUAGAGAAAGCUCCAAGAGGAUACAUGAGGACUUUUAGUAUGUUAUCAAGGUUGCUGAAGAGAGUGCAUACGCCAAUUUUUGGCUUUUUACUAAUUUUUUCUGACCUAUUUUCUAUUUUGAUUGUACUAGCAUGUCGUUAAAAGAUGGUACUUCAAGGGUUUCUGAUAUUUUGAAACUGAAUUAUCUUGAGAUUGAAUCUCAGUCGGGCCAAGUAGAGUUUUCUCUACUUUAAUGAUUCGUAUGGUAUCGUACCUCCUAAUAUCAUAUUAUUACUGUCCACCCGCAUUAACAUUCCCACAACAGUUGAGGUUGUAUACAGUGUGACAUUGUCUUGAUCAUUGGGGAAAUCGAGAAAAAUUUAAAUAUGAGAAAAAAAUAUUGCAGUGCUUGAGUCAAGAUGAGAAAAAAAUGCAUGCACAGCUAUUUCACAAGAAAAUGCUACUAAAAAAACAAUUUCCUUCCGAGAGCAAUUUUUCCACUCUCAAAAUUCUAAUGGUCUGCCCCUUACCAAUUAUUUGACGGAUCGAAUGAUUCAUUCUAUAAAUCGCCCACACAACGUGCAGGUCUGUUGACGUUUCUGAUAUUGAAUUAGUGACCGCGGCUAAAUGUCAAAAACAAACAGUAGCGUAGCCAGCCCGACUAUUUGGUCCCGCUAUGCAAAUAUUUCCAUAUUCAUUGACUGUGAAAACAAUCAAUUUCUAAAGAAAUGAAUAAUGAUAAUAAUUUUGAAUUUGCAUAGCGGGACUAAAUUGUCGGGCUGGCUACGCCACUGAAAACAAAUAUUACUAGCUCUCAGCCUUUUGCGUGAACUGGUCGCGUAUCACGUGAAACAGCUGUAACACUGUUUAUUACCUCACUUGUCUAUACCAAACCUACGACAUGAGGAAAACAGGUUCCAAAUUCCUUAAUUUGUAUGUAUUCCAAAAACAGAAUUAUAGGAUUUUCUGCCAUUGAUUCGGGUGUUAACUCACGCGUUUUUCAGUCACCACGCAUGGCGUCUCGCUGCUAUACUAGUGGGAUAUUUAUCAUUUAUAGACCCGGAGCGAGGGGGAUUCGGCGUAAUAUUUCCCGAAGUGAUGUUAUUAGGGAAAUAUCGUGGGAAAUAUCGUCGAAUCCUCCGAGCGGAGUGUCUAUAAAUGAUAUAUUAUACCGAAAGUUAAAGAACUCACUAAGUUCAGAAUAAACUUAAAACUUGCUGAAUAUUAACUACGCGAAUACAAUUUUAAAUUUCUUAUGCAUACCUGAGUUUUUGACGUUUCCUCUUUAAAAUAUUUGAGCAUGUAUCCUUUGGAUCAUUAAAGGUAACAUACGUCUUGAAAAUCUUUGGUUAAAUCAAAUCUUCUGGACGAAAUUACUGAUAACAGCUCACGAACGCCAUAUUGUUUCAGAGCGUGGUGUCCACGCGUCACGCGUGAGCGUGGGAUACUAUAAUAUCCCACGGUGGAUCUGCCGUGGGAUAUUAUAGUGUCUCACGCUGCAUUGCGAAGUCAUGAAUUUGAGUGAAAUACCGUAAAAAUCACAUUAUCACGCGGUACAAAUGCUGUUUUUUCAUUGGACAAUUUGAAUUUGAGAUAUAAUAUUACUCAACAUUCCCACGUAUAUUAUAUUUAUCAUUUAUAGACCCGGAGCGAGGGGGAUUCGGCGUAAUAUUUCCCGAAGUGAUGAUAUUUUCCGAGGGGCUUUGCCCCGAGGAAAAUAUCAUGACUGAGGGAAAUAUCGUCGAAUCCCCCGAGCGGAGGGUCUAUAAAUGAUAUAUUAUACCGAAAGUUAAAGAACUCACUAAGAGUCUAUUAAGUUCAGAAUAAACUUUAAAACUUGCUGAAUACUAUUAAAUAACUACGCGAAUACAAUUUUUAAUUUCUUAUCUAUACCUGAGUUUUUGACGUUUCCUCUUUAUUAUAUUUGAGCAAGUAUCCUUUGGAUCGUUGAAUGUAACAUACGUGUUGAAAUCUUUGGUUUACUUAAUAAAUCUUCUGUAGUUAUGUAAGAAAAUUAAUACAAAAAACAGCUCGCGAACGCCAUAUUGUUUUAGAGCGUGGUGCCCACGCGUCGCGCGUGAGCGUGGGAUACUAUAAUAUCCCACUAGUAUCCCACGCUGGAUUGCGAAAUCAUGAAUUUGAGUGAAAUACCGUAAAAAUCACACUAUCACGUGGUACAAAUGCUGUUUUUUCAUUGGACAAUUUGAAUUUGAGGUAUAAUAUUAGGUAAUGUCUUUACCGGACUCAUUAGGAUACUGUUUAUAGAGAGAAUGGAUAGCUACCGUGCAAAUAAGUUUGAUUAUAGUUUAGUAAUUUAAUAAAAACUUAGUUAAACGUAGAAUAUUUUGCAUAUUCUAAGCGAACUAAUUCAGAUCCUAAUCAUGGUUUGCUUAGGUAUGGACGGAAAAAAUCAACUAUUGUGACCAUGAUCAUAGGUGGAAUUUGCUGCUUCAUAGUUUCAUUGAUUCCUUCUGGUACCGAUAGGACAGGUAUUGAAUCUGAUCAUCCAUGCUUAUCAUACCAGACAUAGUUUUAUUAUAUAUAUACAGGGUGUAUAAAAAAAGAAUACAAUUUUGAAACGGCUCUCGAUUUCACAAAGCCGCUCAUUUCAUGAAAUUUUUGGUAAAUACAUAUUUAGUUCUUUGUAUGUUUGCAUGGUGUUAAAACAGAUAAUAGUUUUGUUUGUGGAAACACCACGUAAAUUUAUUACUGCAAAGCUUUCGAUCCGUAAGCCCGGAUCUUCAUCAGUGCUAAUCUUAAUAAACAUAUUAUUAGCACUGAUGAACAUCCGGGCUUACGGAUCGAAAGCUUUGCAGUAAUAUAUUUACGUGGUGUUUCCACAAACAAAACUACUAUAAAUAUAGAUUGUUUGAGACUUUGGGAUAUUUUCGUAAAGUGGGAGGGGGGGCUGUAUUCUCCGGCUUUUCUUCCUUUCCGUCCAAAGGACGGUUGUUCUAGUAUGGUUGAACUUGUCAACGAUAUUCUUUUUGAUUUACCCUCAGUUGUUGGUCUUCCACGAACGAGAAAUACGGAAGCCAUGAUUAGCAAUCUUCUUUAUAAAAUGAGAAAACUUUCUAAAAUCAUUGGUUAAGAUAAAAACACACGCCAAAAUCUCAAUCAAUGAUCUAUACUAACAUAGUUACUUAAAUUUACAAAUGCAUGUGACACUUAUGGUUGUCCAUGAAUCCAUGAAUAAAAAUUGCACCAAAACCAUAAUGUUCCAUUAUAUUAAUAAUGAACAUAAAAAGUAUGAACAUCAAAGAGUGCCUCGCCUUACAUUGUCAAAUAAUUUUUUGUUGGUUGUCAGAUGAUGUUAUUAGGUAAUUUAAGAUAGCCGACUUCAAUUUAAGAUAGCGGACUUUAAAAAUUUAAGAUUUGACUCUAUAGUAUAUAGUACAUUACAGGAAGACGACAUGGAGCAUGUUAUUAAUUAUUGCUUGACUGUUCAGGUUUUCUCUCUAUGUCUAUGACUAAUUUCAGAUUACCUUGUUGGUCGUGUAAUUGGUGGAACGUUAGGGAAAGGAUUUUUUACAUUCGCUUUUGACACUGUUUUCGUUUGGUCUGGCGAAAUAUUUCCUACAGUUGUAAGGUAAUUUAAUCUUGUAUUUUACAUGAAACAAUUCAAUGGUUAGCUUAAAUAAAUCCAAAACAAUUUCAUGUAUACAGCUGAGAAUUUGGUACAAAAACAUAAGAAUACAACCAUGCCACUCAACUAAGAUGGAAUGUCAAAAUAUUGUUGGUCAUUUUCAGGGGACAUAUCAAACAUCAUACAGUAAAAUACGCG